Messenger RNA from Vigna umbellata (rice bean), 2487 nucleotides. NCBI's taxonomy places the organism in Eukaryota, Viridiplantae, Streptophyta, Magnoliopsida, Fabales, Fabaceae. The record is from RefSeq and is a predicted model, not a curated record.
AAUUUUACUAACUUUUAUGUUUUAUCUGAAAGCUGCAGCCUUUUAUGAUGCUUUAAUGAAAAAACCUUUCGAAGUCGUCAUUUGUUGUCCUUGUUUUUAUAGUCACCUCAUUUGUUGUCUUUGCCCAUGUUGUUUUUGCUUCCCUGUUUGAUUCGUUAAUGAUUGGAUCUGUCGAAAUGGUACAGCCCUGAUCUAUUAAUAUUCAUCAACGUUUUGAAUUUUGAGGUGCAAAGGCCUUUAAGAGCUAAGAAUUUGUUAACUUGAAUUGGUGUACAGUGCUAAGGGGUUAGUUUGAAAUCCAACUUCCUACUUCCAUCAUCAGAAGCUCACAGGUUCGAUCUUUAUUUUUUCCUCGGAAAAUGAUGAUGAUGUUUGAGGAGAUGGGGUUUUGUAAUGAUUUGGACACGAUGUCUACUGUCCUUGGGGACGAGGAUAUCACCGCCCGGCAAACUGAUCCAGAGGCGAUAGUUGAGGAUGAUUUCAGUGAUGAAGAAAUCGGGGUAGAUGAGCUUGAAAGGAGGAUGUGGAAGGACAAAAUGCGUCUCAAGCGAUUGAAGGAGCAGAGUAAAUCUAAGGAAGGAAUUGAUGCGGUGAAGCAAAGACAGUCUCAAGAACAGGCAAGGAGGAAAAAGAUGUCCAGGGCUCAAGAUGGAAUCUUGAAGUACAUGCUGAAGAUGAUGGAGGUUUGCAAGGCACAAGGAUUUGUUUAUGGGAUAAUCCCCGAGAAGGGGAAACCAGUGACAGGAGCAUCGGAUAAUCUUCGUGAAUGGUGGAAGGAUAAAGUCAGAUUCGAUCGAAAUGGUCCAGCUGCCAUAGUCAAAUACCAAGCUGAUCAUUCUAUACCUGGAAGGAAUGAUGGAUGCAAUUCAAUUGGUCCAACUCCACAUACCUUGCAAGAGCUGCAGGACACAACCUUGGGUUCUCUCUUGUCAGCACUCAUGCAACACUGUGAUCCUCCCCAGAGGAGGUUUCCAUUGGAGAAGGGUAUUCCUCCACCAUGGUGGCCUACAGGAAAUGAAGAGUGGUGGCCCCAGAUUGGUUUGCCUAAAGAUCACAGUCCCCCUCCUUACAAGAAGCCCCAUGACCUAAAGAAGGCAUGGAAAGUUGGCGUUUUGACGGCAGUUAUCAAGCAUAUGUCCCCAGAUAUUGCCAAAAUUCGGAAGCUUGUGAGGCAGUCCAAGUGCCUCCAAGAUAAGAUGACAGCGAAGGAAAGUGCAACCUGGCUUGCAAUCAUCAAUCAGGAGGAGGCCUUGGCAAGAGAGCUUUACCCUGACUAUGUCCCUCCAUUAGCCUCAGGUGGAGGGAGUGGAUCUUUGGUGGUCAAUGAUGGCAAUGAAUAUGAUGUUGAAGGGGGUGAGGAUGAGCCUAACUUUGAUGUGGAAGAGAGGAAACAUGAGAAUAUUCACAUGUCCAAUCUGGGGAUGGAGAGAAUGAGGGGAACUAUGGGUGUUCAGCAGCCCUCUUUUUCUAUCAAGGGAGAGGCAGUUACAAAUUUGGAUCUUCUUAGGAAGAGGAAGGUCUCUAAUGACUUUAACAUGAUGGAUUUGAAGAUUUACACAUGUGAACAGCCUCAGUGCCCUUACAGUCAAGUUCAGCUUGGUUUCCCUGAUAGAAUCUCUAGAGACAAUCAUAGGUUAAUUUGUGCAUUCAGAGGUCCUUCAGAUUUUGGGGGUCCAAACUUUCAUGUUAAUGAGGUAAAGCCAGUGAUAUACCCCCAGUCCUUUGUUCCACCCAAGUCUACUGCUCAGUCUGCUAACGUGGUCCCGCCUGUAAUUGAUCUUACUGGGCUUGAAGUUUCAGAAGAUGGUCAGAAAAUGAUCAGUGACCUUAUGGCUAACUAUGAAACAAAUGUUCAAGGCAACAAAAACAUAAGUUCAUGUAAUCGCAUGGCUGCAGAGAAUCCCUGCCUUCGACAGCAUGGAAUCACUAUGGAAGGAAACAUCUUUGAUGAGCCCAACAUGUCCAAUAAUCAUCACGUAUUUUCUAGAGAAGAAGGCCAAUAUGAGCGGUUCAAAGCUUUGAAUAAUGCUCCCUUCGAGACCAAUCACAACAACCAUAACUUCAAUUCAAUGUUUGGGUCCUUUUGUGAUUUAGCAUCAUUUGAUUUCAAGGAGGACAUGCAAGGAGUAGGGAUGGAUGAUGCUCUUCAGAAACAGCCAGACUUUUCCAUAUGGUAUCAGUGAAGAUGACAAGUGGAAUCCGGAAGCUCAUUGUCCACAUCACAAACUCUUACUUUCAUGUGAAGUUCCUUCAUCCAAAAGUCUUACCCAAUUUUCUUCACAUGUAAUUCUGUAUUUCUAGAACUAGAUAUUCUAUGCUUAUCCUCUACAGGACUAGUAUUUGUUACAAUAAAAAAAAAAACUUACAUGUUCCCACUAAGUAGCCCCAAUGUUCUGCCGUGUUCUUUUAUCAAUCUAGCCUGUGUUACUUAAAAUCACUAUUCCCUGUAAGACUGUGACAUAAAUAAGAUUUAAAGUUUCUUCCAAA